AGUUAAACUAUUCACAACUAGCUUACAGUAUUGUUGUCAUCAUCAUGGCCAAGCCAGUGUCCAUUGAGGUAUGGAACCCAAAUGGGAAAUAUAGAGUUGUUAGCACAAAACCAAUGCCAGGAACUCGUUGGAUCAAUCUUCUCAUCCAGCAAGAUUGUCGCCUUGAAAUAUGUACCGAGAAGAAAACAAUACUGUCAAUUGAAGACAUCAUUGCUUUGAUUGGUGAUAAGUGCGAUGGAGUUAUAGGCCAGCUGACAGAAGAAUGGGGAGAAGAGUUGUUCUCUGCCUUGAGCAGAGCGGGAGGUAAAGCUUUCAGUAACAUGGCUGUUGGUUAUAAUAAUGUGGAUGUCAAUGCUGCAAACAAGUACGGUGUUGCUGUUGGAAAUACUCCUGGAGUGCUCACAGAGACAACAGCUGAGCUGGCAGCUUCACUGUCUUUGGCAGCUGCUAGAAGGAUAGUUGAGGCAGAUGAGUUCAUGAGGGCAGGAUUAUAUGAUGGAUGGCUACCACAUCUAUUUGUUGGGAACUUGCUCAAGGGACAAACUGUUGGUGUUAUUGGAGCUGGCCGUAUUGGAUCGGCUUAUGCAAGAAUGAUGGUUGAAGGGUUCAAGAUGAACCUAAUUUACUAUGAUCUCUACCAGGCCACACGACUAGAAAAGUUUGUCACAGCUUAUGCUGAAUUCUUGAAAGCAAAUGGGGAAAAACCGGUGACUUGGAAAAGGGCAACAAGCAUGGAUGAGGUCCUCCAGGAGGCAGAUAUAAUUAGUCUUCAUCCUAUCUUGGAUAAAACCACAUAUCAUCUAGUCAACAAGGAAAGACUCGCCAAGAUGAAGAAGGUAAAAGAAGCAAUUCUUAUAAACUGCAGUAGAGGGCCUGUUAUUGAUGAAGCUGCACUUGUGGAGCAUUUAAGACAGAACCCAAUGUUUCGAGUAGGCCUUGAUGUGUUUGAGGAAGAGCCCUACAUGAAACCUGGGCUUGCAGAGUUGAAGAAUGCCAUUGUGGUACCUCACAUUGCAUCUGCUUCCAAGUGGACCCGUGAGGGAAUGGCCACAUUAGCAGCUCUAAAUGUCCUGGGUAAGAUUAAAGGCUACCCAGUUUGGUUUGAUGCCAAUAGGGUGGAACCAUUCCUCAAUGAGAAUGCUCGACCUCCGGCUGCAUCCCCAAGCAUUGUUAAUGCAAAAGCCCUGGGUUUGCCAGUUUCUAAGCUUUAGGCAUCAUACAUGCUUUUAUCCUACAAGGGCCUUCAAUUGCAAAAAUGACCAAUUUUGUGUGUUCAGUUCAUCAAAAUGUGGAAUAUACCCAAGGAGCUAUGGCUAGUAUGUGCUUUUGUGCAUGUAGAGUGCUGAUGGCAGUGUGAAUAUAAAUACUGUCUCUUUAAUAUUAGCAUCAUGCGCUUGUAAUGUAUUUGAAAUAUUAAUUAAAACAUAAAUGAACUUAUACCUGA
This is a messenger RNA of Gastrolobium bilobum, 1444 nucleotides long. RefSeq names its product glycerate dehydrogenase. The transcript is spliced from 13 exons. Gene Ontology annotation, cellular component: cytosol. The record is from RefSeq and is a predicted model, not a curated record. NCBI's taxonomy places the organism in Eukaryota, Viridiplantae, Streptophyta, Magnoliopsida, Fabales, Fabaceae. Gene Ontology annotation, molecular function: hydroxypyruvate reductase [NAD(P)H] activity; NAD binding; glyoxylate reductase (NADPH) activity. Bases 45 to 1211 code for a protein of 388 amino acids.